This is a messenger RNA of Juglans regia (Persian walnut), 1953 nucleotides long. RefSeq lists its product as uncharacterized. The record is from RefSeq and is a predicted model, not a curated record. The coding region runs from base 119 to 1762 and encodes 547 amino acids. Gene Ontology annotation, cellular component: plasmodesma; plasma membrane. Lineage: Eukaryota; Viridiplantae; Streptophyta; Magnoliopsida; Fagales; Juglandaceae. The transcript has 9 exons.
CAUUGUGCCACGCUGCCUAAGAUCUCAGCUAAAUCACUGUCACUCUCUCUCUCUCUCACCCGAAAAACCAGAGUGUUUCCAGACUCAGGAAGCGGAAACGAACAGAAGCGAACCCACCAUGUUGUGCCUGAGAGCAAACCCAUCGUUUUUUCUUCUUCUUCCUCUGUCUUUCUUCCUCUUCAUCUCUUCAGCCUUCGCAAGCUCUCGGUUCCACCACACGCUACGUAGUCCAGGUGAUUUUAAUGGGAUUUUUGUUGAGAAAGAAUAUGGUGGGGUGGUGCAUUGGAACACAAAGAAGUCUGUUGCGGAGAAGAGUGCAGGUAACUCGUUUCUGAUAUUGGCUGAGACGAGGACACUCAGGAAGGACCCUCUUGACGGGUUUAACCGCUACACUGGUGGCUGGAAUAUCAGCAAUGAACAUUACUGGGCUUCUGUUGGUUUAACCGCGGCGCCAUUCUUUAUCAUUGCUGGCGUUUGGUUUGUGCUUUUUGGUCUAACCUUCUCCAUUAUCUGUCUCUGCUAUUGCUGUUGUCCAAGAGAGCCUUAUGGCUAUUCUCGAACAGCCUAUGCUCUGUCGCUUAUUUUUCUCAUCCUCGUCACCCUUUCAGCAAUUGCUGGAUGCAUAGUUCUGUACACUGGUCAGGGCAAGUUUCACAGCAGUACAACCAACACACUGGAUUAUGUUGUGAAUCAGGCAGAUACCAUUGUUGAAAACCUCAGAAAUGUGUCAGGUUAUCUUGCUGCAGCCAAGGGAAUCAUAGUGGAUUCGAUAUUUCUGCCAUCAGAGGUGCAGCAGAGCAUUGACAUUAUUGAAACAAAGAUCCAGUCUUCUGCUUCCACUCUUUCUCAGAAGACUUCAGAUAAUUCAAAGGAUAUACAAGAUGGCCUGGAUAGCGUAAGACUGGCUCUUAUCAUUGUUGCGGCUGUCAUGCUCUUUUUGGCAUUUCUUGGAUUUUUAUUUUCCAUUCUUGGGAUGAAACCUCUGGUAUACUUCUUGAUAAUGAUUGGGUGGAUUCUUGUCACUGGCACAUUCGUUUUAUGUGGCAUUUUUCUCCUCCUCCAUAAUGUGGUUGCAGAUACAUGUGUUGCAAUGGAUGAGUGGGUCCAGAACCCCACUGCACAUACAGCUUUAGAUGAUAUACUCCCAUGUGUGGACAAUGCAACCGCCCAAGAAACCCUAUUACAAUCCAAAAAUGUCACCUACCAGCUUGUCAUUGUAGUUGACGUCAUGAUCAACAAUAUCUCUAAUGUUAAUUUUUCCCCCAAAGCUGGGCCCUUGUAUUUCAAUCAAUCUGGUCCAUUGAUUCCUAUUCUUUGCAACCCGUUUCAUCCUGAUCUCUCGCGCCGGCAUUGUGCACCUGGUGAGGUGCAGCUGAGAAAUGCUCCAGAGGUGUGGAAGGAUUAUACCUGUCAAGUUUCAGCAUCUGGUAUUUGUGCCACUCCUGGCCGGUUGACCCCCAUCUUCUACAGCCAGAUGGCUGCUGCUGUAAAUGUGAGCUAUGGAUUGUAUCGCUAUGCUCCAUUCCUGAUUGGUUUGGAGGACUGCACAUUUGCACGGAAAACAUUCAGAGACAUCAAAAAAGACCAUUGUCCUGGCCUGCGAAGAUAUAGUGAAUGGAUUUAUAUUGGGUUAGUAAUAGUAUCUGCUGCGGUAAUGCUGUCAAUGAUCUUCUGGGUUAUUUAUGCCAGAGAGCGGCGCCAUCGUGUAUAUACUAAAAAUCUUAUGGCUAGAUCCUUGGAUGAAGAAGACAAGGCCACAUAGAGAUAUCCUAGUGUAAUCAUCCAUGAUAGGUGAAAAAGUUGUUCUCAUGUAUAUUGGAGCGUUAAAAGUUCAGUACAAUAUAGGUUUGAUGAGAGUGCAAUGUCGGUGGUAUUUGUCCCUUCAUGGCACUUUGUUGGACAGUAUAUUGAUAAUGAAUAGCCGCUUCAAGGAGAAAUGGCCUUUUUAGUGCA